CGACAGCCAAAACCUGCGCCAUACAGAACUGCGACACCUGCGUAUAGCAGGCAUUGACAUAUAGCCUGUCUGAUUGCAGCCGUUGUCGCCAUUCCUGACACGAAAAUAUGGACGGAAGGGGUUUGACUCUCCGGAGCAAGGGAUCCAGAAGGCCUCAGAUUAGCGCUCCCCAGCCCAUCUCCGACCCUCGCUCGACCGCAAGUAGCAGCAAUAGGCCUCCUCCCGCUGCGAUCGCUGCUGUUUCUAUUCCCUCUACUGCGUCUGGUAAAUCUGGCGUUGCAGAUUCCUCCCCUCCUCGAAAAACACAACCAAGCGGUGCCACCUCGGACCUCGUCAAGCGGCGAUAUUCCUCUCGAUACAACCAGCAACUCAAUUUCGAUAUCCCGAAUGUUCCCAGUCUGCCAUCUGGUGUCGAUGCGUUCAGAUCGCAGAAAGCAUCCGCAGCUGGCAUUGGGCCGGAAGCCUCUGGCCAACCCCUCCGCGUUGAGCUUAGUGCGUUGAAAAACCCUAGUCUGCCAGUAGAAAAAUAUGUCACGACUCUGUUGGCAAAUGCUUCUGAAGAAGACAUUCGCGCGUAUCAGGCUCAGCUACGGAAACUCAAGAACAGAACUUCCACAGAUCUACAACAAAAUGUCUACAGGAACCGCACCCAGUUCAUCAAGAUCAGCAAGGAAGCUGAAAAACUUAAGGCAGAGAUGAUCACGCUUCGUGGUCUCAUGUCGGAACUCACUACGGCCCUAGGCCAGGCGAGCGCAACAAAUGGCUCCAGUGCCAUGGCCACAGGCUUCGAUGAGCCUUCGACCGUCAAACGGCAUCCAAAUCGUAGCUCCGUUGCUAAUCUCGAAAGCAUGUGGAAUGUUCAGCUCCAAACACUGUGGAAGACCGUCGAGCGAUCUCAGAAAUUCUUACCCGCUAUCCCCGGUCGCCAUAUCGUACUUGAAAGCGGCCAAUGGGUUGAGCUUGAUUCUGCAACGUGGAAACCUAAACGGCCCGUUCAUAUUUUCCUCCUCAACGACCAUCUCCUCGUGGCUGCGAAGAAACGGAAAAGAGUAGAUCCGAAUAGUCAGAAUAUGAAGGGCCCUGCCCCCACAAAAUUAGUUGCAGAGGAGUGCUGGCCGUUGCAGGAUAUCGAUAUGAUAGACCUCGCUACUAAUCUAGACGCAAAUGGAAUGAACCAACAUGUCGAGGAGCGAGGAGUUCCAAAUGCUAUUAAUAUCCGAUAUAGCCAGAAGUCGUUCACCUAUCGAAGCGACAAACGGGAGGGCAAUGCCAAAGUUGAUCUCUUAAUGACAUUUCGCAAAACGCUCGAGGAUUUACGGAAGCUCAUGCGGACAGAAACUGAAUCCAGUUCUAAGACUCCCGACCCUUCAACCAACCGCUUAUCAUUAUCAAGACGCUCUCAAAUUUUCGAUAGUAGGACCGCGUCCCGCGAUAAACUCGAUGUACUCAUCGAUGUCGACGGGAAGCAGCAAAAUAUGAGAUGGGUAGAAGGUCAAUUGGACGAGCUUGAUAUUGAUGCCGCCCUGCAACGCUUCGACAAUGCAGUGUCGCGGGUUGAACAGCUGCGAAAACUCGCAAAGAGUAUCAAGGGGAACGUAACAGCCCAGGAUAUCAUCCUGUCAAAGAUCGAUGAACGUGCCACAAAACUGGCGGAGACCAUCCUCCGUACCUUGGUGGACACUCAUUCAUUCCUUGCAGCGACCAAGACAAACAUUUCCUGGCUUUCCCGCCUAGGCUUCGACGAUAGAGCACGCGAAGCCUUCUUACACACCAGGACGGAAGUAAUCACAAAGCGCGCACGUCAAUGCGUUUUCGAAGGCGACCUACGACUGUACAUCUUCCAAGUAUCCUACGUCUAUUUCACACUGAUAAAAAACACCAUUGCCAUCUACCAGCAGUGCUUCCCGGCGCCCAUGACUAGCGCAUGCAUAAAAUGGGCCAAAGAGCACUUAGACGGCUUCAACGCAAUUCUUGUCCGACAAUUGAGCAGUGUGGAGCCUGAGAACUCAGUAUGGCAAGGAUGUAUGGAGACAGUACAUGAGCACGCCGCGUUGCUACUGGAGGUUGGGGUUGAUUUUAAGGAUUUAGUUGGGAAGGGGUUACCCACCAGCACAGCCGUGAACACUGCCCCGAGCACAGUAGGCGAGAGGCCAUCGACUCCUUGACCAGUUGGUGUUGGUUGAGUCAGCCAGUGUUGAAGAUGGAUAUCAACUGGGGUUCUACCAGCCUUAUUUGAAAACAAUUCCCCUCUUUUCUCAUGGUAGGAUGGGACUAUUUUCCUUGAUGAUUUUAGUUUUUACGACCCACUUGCUACGCUUUUUAGCUCCAAAUUCUUUUUGAUAUUUUCUUGUUUUUAGGUAUAGCAACACAAGAUGAGGAGGAAAGCUGGCAUUUCUUCAACGGACGCAGAGUCCAUUUUGAAUUAAGGAUUUAUCCUAUAUUACAUCUGCACCAUACCCCUAUUUCAUUCCGUAUUCCUUUGAUAUCCGCUAUAUAUUGUCCUGUUGUCUAUUGUGUCUAGCUUGUUAGUCUCCACAGGGUAGACCUAUCAAAAGGAUUCCAGUAGUUGCCGCCAAAGUUAUGUUCUAAAUGUGAUCUAUGGAUUAUCUAUAUUUAAUCUAAGUUCUGUAGCAAUCAAACUACACCUACUAUAUGUAAUGUACAUGUACAUGUACAAAAUAUAUCCUAUCCAUCGCUAACCCACUCAUAGCGGAUAUAAAACAUCUAUAAAAUUGAAAUCAUAGAAAUGAAUCAAAAAGGUCAACAGAAACCAACGUUAAACCACAUCACGCACAACACCUCACUUCUCUUUCAUCUCCCUCAACGAACCCGCCCUUUCCCUCAGCCGUAAGGUUCCAAAUCAUCUCCCACGCAUCCACCGCCACGGAUUCUUGAGCAGCCAACUGACCAAUCUGAAAAUCCAUCACCAACCCCGGCUCGUCCGUCGUCCUAGCGGGAGUCGGCAGGCGCAUCC
Messenger RNA from Blastomyces dermatitidis ER-3, 2974 nucleotides. RefSeq names its product exocyst complex component exo84. The record is from RefSeq and is a predicted model, not a curated record. Gene Ontology annotation, biological process: exocytosis; Golgi to plasma membrane transport; intracellular protein localization. Gene Ontology annotation, cellular component: exocyst. The coding region runs from base 108 to 2165 and encodes 685 amino acids. NCBI's taxonomy places the organism in Eukaryota, Fungi, Ascomycota, Eurotiomycetes, Onygenales, Ajellomycetaceae. The transcript has 3 exons.